Molecule: messenger RNA, 213 nt
Organism: Penicillium mononematosum
Lineage: Eukaryota; Fungi; Ascomycota; Eurotiomycetes; Eurotiales; Aspergillaceae
Exons: 2
Coding region: 1-213 (70 amino acids)
Source: RefSeq, a predicted model, not a curated record
AUGAUAAACGAGGGCCUAGCUGUUGGCCUUGCCUUAGGGCUAGGAAUCCCUCUCUCCGCCCUAAUGAUAGUAUUAGCUGUGGCCUACGGCCGUCGCAGACAUCCAAAACUGCCUGCGCCUAAUCCCUCCUACGGAACGACUACAGAAAACUGGCUCAAUCUAUACAACGCAACCCGUCCACGUAUCAGCCACCCUCCCAAGCCGCUUGUAUAA